Cololabis saira (Pacific saury) is the source of this 3459-nucleotide messenger RNA. RefSeq names its product cytidine monophosphate N-acetylneuraminic acid synthetase a (gene cmasa). The transcript is spliced from 8 exons. The record is from RefSeq and is a predicted model, not a curated record. The coding region runs from base 71 to 1351 and encodes 426 amino acids. Lineage: Eukaryota; Metazoa; Chordata; Actinopteri; Beloniformes; Belonidae. Gene Ontology annotation, molecular function: N-acylneuraminate cytidylyltransferase activity.
CCAACAACAUGACACACGAAGAAGAAGCCGACCAAGCAGCAGCAGCAGCAGCAGAACCACUAAGGUGUUAAUGAUGGCGUCUCGGAAGCGGCUGGGCCAGAAUGCUGCGUGUGAAGCGGACGGCGUGGCCCCCAAGCAGCUGCGGGUGGAGGGCAGCAGGCACGUGGCCGCCCUGGUGCUGGCCCGGGGCGGCAGCAAGGGCAUCCCGCUGAAGAACAUCAGGAAGCUGGCCGGAGUCCCGCUCAUCGGCUGGGUGCUCCGGGCUGCCAUCGACUCAGACAAGUUCGACAGUGUGUGGGUUUCCACAGACCACGAUGAGAUUGAAAAAGUGGCGUUAUCCAUGGGUGCGGAGGUGCACCGGAGAAGUCCGGAGGUCUCCAAGGACUCUUCCACGUCGCUGGAAACCAUCCAGGAGUUUCUCAGCGUCCACAAACAUGUGGAUGUGGUGUGUAACAUCCAGGCUACGUCCCCGUGUCUCCACCCGUCCCACCUGAAGGAGGCGCUGGAGUUGAUCACCAAGCGGGACUGCGAGUCCGUCUUCUCGGUGGUCCGGAGAUACGAGUUCCGCUGGACCGAGGUCAAGAAAGGCUCUAAUGAAUCCACUCAGGCGCUGAACCUGGACCCCAAGAAGCGGCCGCGGCGGCAGGACUGGGAUGGGGAGCUAUAUGAGAACGGCUCGCUGUACUUCGCCACCAGGGACCUGAUCAUGAACCGUGGAUGUUUGCAGGGCGGGAGGGUUGCCUACUAUGAGAUGGAGCCCAAGUACAGCAUCGACAUCGACGAGGACAUCGACUGGCCUGUAGCGGAGCAGAGGGUCCUCAAGCACGGUUACUUCGGCAAGGCCACCCCCGAGACGGUGAAACUGAUGUUCUGCAGGGUUUCUGGGUGUUUGAGUGACGGGAGGAUCUUCCUGUCGGGGUCUGGAGAAAAGAUGCUGUCUUAUCACAGCAGAGACGAGGCCGGCCUCCGCAUGCUGCAGGACAAGGGCGUGAAGGUGGUGCUGCUGACGUCCAGCGGAGACCCCGCCACCUCCUGCCAGAAGAUGGGCUUCCAGGUGGAGCAGGUGGGAGACGACUUCCUGAAACAACUUGAAUCGGUCAUGAAGAAACACGAGAAGGAGCUGGACUGGAAGAAUGUUGCAUACAUGGGUAACGACAGAGAAGACAUCUAUUGUCUGAAAGUGGCCGGCAUGAGUGCAGCGCCUGGAGAUGCUCCUGCAGACGCCGUCAAGGCUGCGAAGUACACGUGUGGGCUCGCCGGAGGAACGGGAGCUGUGAGGGAGUUCGCCGAACACAUCCUGCUGCAGAACCAGAAGGCCAAGACCAAGUCCAAGACCCAAGUCUGUCACUAGAAGGUCGGAGGUUUAAAACCUUCAUCAUGGACCAGAAUGGGGUGAACAGAAGCAGUUUGGGGUUUAAACAGAUCUUUGCAACGACGUGGGAGUUAAUUCAUGUUAGCGGUGGGAGAAAUCAACCUUUCAGAAUAAAACUGCACAUUUGAGCCUCUGACAAGUCUCAAAAAUGUAAUUCCACUUAAGUGAUGGUGUGGAUGGGGUUCCUACAGUGUUUUUGACUUUGUUAGAGAAUAGAAAGUGAAUGAAAAGGACUGUUUGUACUGAUCCAUUUCAAGGGAAGCCGAGCCCAGGAACUCCCCCGCUUCCACGUUUUCAUAGAUAAUCAAACCAAAGAUGAGGGGUGACCAGAAGGAGAUGUGAGAGGAAGACACGUCUUCUCCAGACGGUCCUUUCUUCAUUAACCUUUUCACGCUUGCAAAGUUUGUCUGAAGGGAUCCGAUCCACACCAUCACCGAAGGGGAAGGACACGUUUGAGGUUCAGCACGAAGAACACUGAAAACACACUGAACCCGACACUUUAAACACGUCUCUUAAAGCUUAAUUUACUUCUCUUUCAUGAUUAUCAGCAAAAAAGCAGCUACGGUGACUUCAAACUCCCAUCCUGGUGGGACAUCAGUGUAGUGUCACUCAUCUACACCGUCGUCAUGGAAACCAGCUCUCAGAGUCCCAGUGGACAUAUUGGCAGAGGUGACUGAUCGACUCAAGAAAGUAAAAGUAAAAUAAGAGACUGAAGGAACAAGAGGCCAAACGAUGAAAUUUUAGCAUGUUGGUGUUUUUAAAGUGCUUUAUAAAUAAAGUUGACUUGACUUGACUAGCUUCAUAGUAGGAACUCAACCCCGCAGUUAACCGGGGAAAAGGUUCUUUGGUGCUGCUUUUAAAAUAGAUCUGAUCCAGCUCGUGUUACCACCACCGAGUGUGGGAUCAGAGCUGUAGCUUCUGCUACGUCUCAAGACGACGUCACAACCACGUGACGGUACCUCUGAUCCAUGAAAUGGAUGAAGAAGAAUUUAAGACUUUAGCGUCUUUGUGUUUAUCUCCAUGUUGCACAGAAGAGAUGAUCCCUUUCUGACCAAUCAGUUGAGAGCAGUGUUUUUAGCUCCUCCUUUAUCCUUAAACAGAACUGUGCCAAAACCAGUACAGUAUGGUACGCUUAUUUUACUGUAUAACAAGUUUGGAUCAGCAAAAGCAAACACUGAAAACAUCUCCCAGGUCUGACCCCGACCUGAACAACAAAGUUUACCCUUCAGAGACCAGAAAACCCCAAAAACGACCUGUUUAUUGACCCAAAGAAAGGAGAGAUUAUCCGUUUCCCCGCAGGUUUGGACACAUUUACAUUCACACGCUGCUUUUGUGUGUUCACACUUCAUUUAAUAUCACAAAUAUUAGAAAGAUACAAAACUUUAAAAGACAAAAAGUCAAAAAGAUUAGAGACAAUUGAUUUAAAAUGUACAAAUACUUCACAUAUCAUACUUUCUUUUUUUUUAAAGUACAAUUCCACUGAGUAGAAUUAGAGAUCCAGCGUUGGAUCAGCUGGAGAUGGGAAGUUUACAUUUACCAUGUGAAGGUUUAUCAUUUAACUAUUUUACAGCCAAAGAUUAAAGAAAUAAACUUUGAAGGAACCUGUCCGACUUUAACCGGCUGAUUUUGAAUCAGUAGGUUAACCAAGAAAACUGGAAUCAGUGAAUAGUAACUAGAGUAAAACACUGCAUAGAUAUGUAUAUAUACAUAAUGACACAUCUGCAAAGUGACUGUACUAAUAUUUCAAAUACUAAUGGAAAGACAUGUUUUUGUUUCAAAUGGGGAGAUUGUCACGUUUUAAAGAUAAAAUUGUUACGUUAUGUGAAUGUCUUCCACUCUGGUGAAACUGUUAGCCUACCUUAGCAUAAUAAAUUGUUAGAUAAUCGAGUCGGCAGCCAGACUUUUGCUGGUCUUUAUGCUAAGCUAAGCUAAACAGCCUCAUUUUUACCAUCAGCAGAAAUCAGACUGCUGUGUUUUUUAGAGGUUUAAUCCUGAGAAACUGACUUAAUGCUCAAGUACAUGUGUCUGUAAAUGUAUCGUAAUGUGAUUAGUUUGAUAAAUUAUUACAUUAAAACAUGUUAAACUGA